CAGUUGUUCCUUGAUAUGCUAAUGCGCUAAUAUUUUAUUUCAGAAUUAUUGUUGCACAUGUUUGGCGAACUUUGCCACAUUAUGUUCGGAGUUCUUAGAGGAACUGCUGCCUGACAAGCCUUACUGCGGGUUGAAAUUUCCACGCGUCGUGUGCGGAACUGUUCGAAAACAGCAGCGCGAAAAAAAGCAGGUCGCCAGCUAACAUGUCUAGUUUUAGAGUUUAGGCAAUAAGAUGUGUGUCAUUUUGACAUUUUGUCGUGAUAUGACCUGUUUUAGUUGUGUUAAUUUUAACAUUUAGGAUACUUUUGUUCACUGUAGCUUCAGUAUUUUCGGGUUUUAAACGUUAGCUUAGCCAAACGUCACUGGUUUGCCGUUAGCUGUGUGGUGUAUGUUAGCUUGCUAGUAUGAAACCUGCUCGAGGUUCUAAACGGGCCCCAUCAAACGGACCUAACGUGAAAAAAACGGAUAAACAGGAAAAAACAGCGAAACAGAAGCCCAGUGACAAUCACAAUGCCAAGAAACCCACAGCAGCACAGAAGAGAAAAGCUGAAGUCUCACCUUCAGUCCCCAAGAAAGUCAAAGCUCAGGACAACUGGAAGCUCAUACCGAGGCCCUCCAUCACUGCUCUGGAGAGCAUAAUGGACUUGGCAAUACUAGCAACUCUUCCUCUGAGGCGGACAGAGAAAAAAGAGAGCCAGGAACAUCUGAACAUAAUGAAAAACAGGUUCCUUGCUGAAUGUGCACAGCUCAGAGUUCCAGCGCAGAAACAGAAAAAUCUGGAGCAUUCAUCUCAACGCCAUCAGGAAGAAACCAAGAAGUCGGUGGUUGGAAAGGAGACUCUGAAUACCCUGGAGGAAGAUUUGUGGGCUGUGAUAGGUGCUCUGGAGAAGACAGAGGAGCAGACUGCGUCAUUACAGCACUCAUGCAAUAUGCUGAGAGAACAGGUGGAGGAGGAGGAAGAGAAAUCUAAACAGAUUUUACAAAGAAUUGAACAAGCAGUUCUCAACCUCCCCCGUCUUCCUCAACAGAAAGAUGGCAAAUCAUUAGAGGCUCGAUUGAGAAAAAUUAUACGAGACAGUGACUCUGAGACCACUGCCCGGAAACUAGGAGAAAUCCUUCAGAAAUCGGAGGCCGUCCAGGAUGACCAGGUGCUGCUUCUACAGGCACACAAACAUGCUGAUCAGCUCUUCAGGAAAACCAAACCGUGAUGCAACUAGUUCUGAGGAAAUUCAGCCACAUAUCUCUACACUGGGUUGAUUUUUUUUUUUAAAGGAAGUUGACAAAUAAAAAAAGUUUGCAGCUCUUCACACCUAGUUUGGAGCUUUGAUGUGUGGGGAGAUGCUUAUUGCAAUUCAUAUUACUUCCACUUGUGUGGUUGUUUUUGUGGUUAUUUCUGCUUAGAAUGCACUAAAGUGCAGCACCCUGUUUUUUCUUUAUUCUGACUUUAAAUGAAAUAUGAACGGACUGGUCUUCUGUGGAUGCUUUUGCCUUGUGAAAAGAAAGCUCAGAUAUCUUACUUCUUUGUUGUCAUUUGAAAGACAAA
Molecule: messenger RNA, 1543 nt
Organism: Acanthochromis polyacanthus (spiny chromis)
Lineage: Eukaryota; Metazoa; Chordata; Actinopteri; Pomacentridae
Gene: cenpq
Product: centromere protein Q
Exons: 8
Coding region: 405-1208 (267 amino acids)
Source: RefSeq, a predicted model, not a curated record